Erinaceus europaeus (western European hedgehog) is the source of this 3442-nucleotide messenger RNA. It is a transcript of the gene SNIP1, whose product is annotated as Smad nuclear interacting protein 1. Gene Ontology annotation, biological process: miRNA processing. Gene Ontology annotation, molecular function: mRNA binding; protein binding. The transcript has 4 exons. The record is from RefSeq and is a predicted model, not a curated record. Gene Ontology annotation, cellular component: nucleus. The coding region runs from base 71 to 1249 and encodes 392 amino acids. NCBI's taxonomy places the organism in Eukaryota, Metazoa, Chordata, Mammalia, Eulipotyphla, Erinaceidae.
GGACCCGUCAUUUCCUUCAGCCAGAGGGACUCAACGGACCUGUCUUUGCUCGGCUCCGGGGGAUCGCAGCAUGAAGGAGGUCAAAAGCGAGCGGGGGCGGGAACGGGGGAGUCGGCGAAGGCACCGGGACGGGGACUUGGCGGCGGCAGCGGCGGCCACAGUGGUGGUGAAGCAAGAGCGCCUCAGCCCGGAAGCCGCGCCUCCGCUCCAGCGCCGGCCUGACUCCUCCGGGGGCAGCGUGUCCCCGCCGGGCCCCCGCGGUAGCCGAGCCCAAGGAGGGAGCCGGUCCCCAACCAAAAAGAAAAACAAGUCAUCAGGGAGAAGAAGCAAGUCUCCUCGAAAUAAGAGAAGCCGGAGUCCUCACUACUCAACCAUCAAAGUGAAGCAAGAACGUGAGGAUCAUCCCCGGAGAGGAAGGGAAGACAGGCAGCACCGGGAACCAUCAGCACAGGAACAUAGGCGAACCAGAACCGGUGACCGAGAUAGGCACCGAGGCCAUUCUCACCAGAGGAGACCCUCCAAUGAGAGGCCUGGAAGCGGGCAGACUCAGGGACGGGACAGAGACAGUCAGAACCUGCAAGCUCAGGAAGCUGAGCGGGAACUCUAUAACGCCAGGCGAAGGGAGCAUCGCCAAAAAAAUGACGUUGGUGCUGGGGGUCAUGAGUCUCAGGAGUUGGCUCCUAGGCCUGGGGGCAACAGUAAAGACAAAGAAGUGCCUGUUAAAGAAAAGCCAAGCUUUGAACUUUCUGGAGCACUUCUGGAGGACACCAACACCUUCCGGGGUGUAGUCAUUAAAUACAGCGAGCCUCCAGAAGCACGGAUCCCCAAAAAACGGUGGCGUCUUUACCCUUUUAAAAACGAUGAGGUGCUUCCAGUCAUGUACAUCCAUCGACAAAGUGCUUACCUCCUGGGCCGACACCGCCGCAUCGCAGACAUUCCAAUUGAUCAUCCUUCUUGUUCAAAGCAGCAUGCAGUCUUUCAGUAUCGGCUUGUGGAAUAUACUCGUGCCGAUGGAACAGUUGGCCGCAGGGUGAGGCCGUACAUCAUUGACCUUGGCUCAGGCAAUGGCACGUUUUUGAACAACAAACGCAUUGAACCACAGAGAUACUAUGAACUGAAGGAAAAGGAUGUCCUUAAAUUUGGGUUCAGCAGCAGAGAAUACGUUCUGCUUCACGAGUCCUCUGACACCUCCGAAGUAGACAGGAAGGAUGAUGAGGAGGAAGAGGAGGAAGAAGUAUCUGACAGCUAGCUAGCUGCCAAUCUACAAAACAGCCCAAGUUCUUGAGAGACCUUUUUCUAAGAAGGCAUUGGGAUUGACUCAAAGAGCACCAUGGUACUGUCUGUAAUGCCUCUUACUGCCUUAAGUCCCUCCUCUGUUGCUGAUGAGCUUCUGUUACAGUGUGGAAAAGCUGGUUUCUGUUUCUUUGGACUUUUUUCUGUGGCACAUCAACUCCAUGCCUGUGGACAUUUGUUUUUAAGAACAGUCUCAAUACAUUGUUUUAGUAGGAGCUUUGUGGUGUUAGUUGGUGCUGCCUAGAAAAUUUUAAACCCUUGGCUAGAGGGCAACUGUGACUUGUUCUCUUUGUACAGUUAUUUUAUUUAUAUAGUUGGUAAGCUUUGUGGGCCUGGUUUUCCAUUUGUUUUGGGAGCAGACCCCUGAACAGAGAAUCUUAUAGAGCUUUGGUUAUCACCAAAACAACCUCCAAUAUAUACCAAAGCUUUGACCUGGUUGAGCUCUUGAGUCAUAGAAGUUGAUUUUGCACUUCAUUUGAGGGGAGGGGAGCGUGUGGGAAUUUACAACAUGACCUCAUUUUUGACUGUUGGAUUUAAACUGACACUUUGUGAAGCCUACUUAAGCAUAUGGAAGAUCAUGGCUAUUUCCAAUGGGUGCUGAGUUAAUGUCACAAAAGUUCAAAAUGGGUCAUGGAUCUGUUCCUGUGUGAGUGCUGAUUCUCCAUGGAACAUGUACAUAACAAUUUUGAUCAUCUUAACUGUUCAACUUUACAUUUUUAUUCCCAUGUUCUCUUUCUUUCUUUGAGAAACAGCCAUUUCUGUGGCAGGAUCCUUGCUUUACGUCAACAUGUGUAUGCUUAUAAAGAAGGUUAUGUAGUUUACAUGUUUCAUCUUUUUAAACAAUGUUCAAGAGCAGUUGUAUUUACCUUCUCAUGGCUGGUAAGCAUGGGGAUUGCCCGCUUUUCUAAUGUUCCGCCAGAGAAAUGUGUAAGUAGAAAGGUCAUAACUACUUACAUAUCUACACAAUUAUGGGCGAAAGAACUAUGUGCUGUUUUCACAUGAGAAUGUUUUGUGAUGCAAAUGUAAUACAACAUUAAGGCAAAGGCCUCCCUGCAUUUGAAGAGCAGGUUUUCAUUUAUAUGGAUUUUUUGGGAUAAAAAAAAUAAAAUUUGUAAAUACAGUCCCAUUUCAAACACUAAUGCUUUCCCAGCAUAGAAGGCCUCCUGUUAACUGGCCUGUUUUAACUGGCCUCUAAAGGGAUCCUUACUCUAAUGUUUUUGAGAUGAAAUCAAAAUGGUGACAGACCAAGAAAUUGAACUGACACCCGCACUGGAAUUUGGAUCUUCAAAGCUCAGCAAGUGAGUGUUGGUCCUGUUGAAGUAGUAGUCUUUUGAAUUCACAGUGAAGGACUUUUUCUUCUCAUAAUAGUCCAAGAUGGGGCAGGUUAUCCAUAGUGAUCCUCACACUGUUUUAUCCCUGUCUGUUCUUCUAUCCGCAAGUGGUGAUGGGGGAAAAGGAGAGAUGGUGUUAACUCAAUCAGUGCUGCUGCUGAUUGUCUCUUGAGUUGAACUGAUGGCAGAUACUUAGAUUGCCUUCUUUUCUGUGUCCCCAUUCAGCUUUCAAUCUACAUGUUUCAAAAACAUGUCUACUCAGGGGUAAAUGUUGCCUAGUGUAGGAAGGAAUAAGCUGACUGAUGUUUAUUCAAAGGAAAUGAAAAAUCUCCUUUGAAGAGCAAAGACAGUAAAGUCCAUCAGUGGCUGGAGAAGUGGGACCCAGUAGUAGAGCACAGGACUUAUACAUGAGGUCCCAAGUUCGAUCCCUGGCACUGGAUAUGCCAAGGUGAUACUCUGAUCCUCCUCUCUUUAUUUCAAUUUUUUUAUUCAAAACUACUUAUGUGGGCCAGUGAGAUAACUCAGCCUGUUAGAGCACUUACAUGCCUGAGGCCACAGGUUCAGUCCCUGUACCACUUUACAUGCCAGAGUUGAGCUGUGCUGGGCCUCUCAUUUCUCCUCCUCUUGCUCCUCCUCCUUUCUUCCCCUUCUCCCACCCCUCCCCUCCUUCUUUCUCACACACUUAUCUUUCUUUUUUUUUUUUUUUUUUAGAGCUCAGGCUUUUUUUUUUUUUUAAUCAGUUAUUUUUAUAGGACAGAGAAAUGGAGAGGAAGGGGAGAGAAGAAAGAGACCUGCAGCACUGUUUCACUGGUGAUGCU